Molecule: messenger RNA, 1342 nt
Organism: Pseudovirgaria hyperparasitica
Lineage: Eukaryota; Fungi; Ascomycota; Dothideomycetes; Acrospermales; Acrospermaceae
Exons: 2
Coding region: 373-1182 (269 amino acids)
Cellular component (GO): membrane
Source: RefSeq, a predicted model, not a curated record
CAUUGAUUGGUAUGAAUUCAAUGUCCGAGUCCAUUAGGAGUGAUAUCGCCGCAUGGCUUGAUUACGAUCCAUGCGCUGCUUUGCAAUCACUAUAGAAGCAUUCCUGCCAUGUUGCCUGAAGUGCUCCUGGGCUAGCUAGUGAGGCACGACUGCGUCUACGGUCCUCUGUUUGAUGCAAAGAUGACUGCAUCAUACCGCGUACUGUACUAUCUAUAUAAACCACGUACAUUCCUAUCACAUACGGACCACUGAACCAAAGUCAAGCCAUUUAACCAUCUCGCAGCAUCAUAGCUAUUCGAUAUUCAUAUCAACAAGCAACUCGAUAUCCGGAAACUGUAGCAAACGAACAAAGUACACAAUCCAGCCGCAGCCAUGGCCAAAGUCAAUACCGCGGACCUCAAACUCGCCAAAAACGACCUUAUCGAGCGCGGCUCCAAAGACCCAACGCCCCUCGGUUCCGCCAUAUUCGUUGGCUUCCGCUUCCUCGAUCCGCUCUGGCAAUAUCAACUUCUCGCUUACGGGACUGGCAAUGCACUCAUCACCAGACUCGGCGGCACAGUAAUCCCUCCAGGUAUCGCCGUACACACGGGUAUCAGCUCCAUAGACUCUCUCGGACUGUCACCACAUCGCUUAGUGCUACUGGGUAUGGGUAUCGGCGCGAUGCUCAAGCAGAACCACUGGCAGCUGUUCCUUUCAGGUGAGCCAAUGCCGGUGCCUGCAGCGCUAAUGGUGGGCACGUUCAACAUCUUCCUGGAUACGCUGAGUACAAUCUUCUUCCUGAACCGCUUUACUUCCACGGCGCAAGCGGGCGAGACCACGCUGUCCGCCAAAGUGGUAGUUGGAGGUGCACUGUAUGUUCUUGGACUUGCGCUAGAAUGGUAUUCUGAGAUACAGAGGAAGGCUUUCAAGGCUAACCCCAAGAACGAAGGGAAGGCGUACACGGGCGGUCUUUGGAGUCUGGCGCGGCAUAUUAACUAUGCUGGGUAUGCAUUGUGGCGGACUGGGUUUGCUAUGGCGAGUGGGGGGCUUGCUUGGGGGGCGGUCAUUGCAGCGCUGAACAUGAGUGUGUUCAUUGGCAGUAGCAUCCCUAUCCUAGAUGAGUACUGUGAUAAGAGAUAUGGUGAACAAUGGGCGGCUUUCAAGCGUCAGACUCCUUACAAGCUGUUUCCAUACAUCCUAUGAGCCAUGGCAUAUGGCCAUAACCUCGGUAUCAUGUAAGAGCAAAAGAAGUAGUUAAGUCAAAUCUAGAGUUCUACUGUAGCGUUGCAUCAUACACAACAUAUCGUAUCAUUCACAGAAUGAUCAUACAACUGUAUUCCAACGCCUGGGUAUGCCAACAAGA